This is a messenger RNA of Nerophis ophidion (straightnose pipefish), 1339 nucleotides long. RefSeq names its product tumor protein p63 regulated 1 (gene tprg1). Gene Ontology annotation, cellular component: cytoplasm. The record is from RefSeq and is a predicted model, not a curated record. Lineage: Eukaryota; Metazoa; Chordata; Actinopteri; Syngnathiformes; Syngnathidae. The coding region runs from base 167 to 958 and encodes 263 amino acids. The transcript has 5 exons.
GUCACACCCGGAAGCAGGAAGUGCAGCACCUGUUGCUUAUUGUAUCGCGAACCACCGAAAAAAGUAAAAAGUUUGACGUCGAAUCUUUAAUGUCCUUUUUUUUUGUUUGUUUGUUUCGGCAGUUGACACUUUUAGCGAAGCAACAACUCGUUAUUGACGAAAUUCAAUGGCGGAGACUCCGCAGGUGAGAGAGACGAGCGGAGGUGACCGGCCAGAGGAGGCCGGGCAGCAGGCAGCUCAAGGCGGAAAAAGUGGCUCGGAGGUCGGGCACAAGUCGGAAGAACCACCGCUGACUCUUCCGCUGGAUCAUUUCAAAAACAGCAAGUUCUUCGUGCUGCGGCCUGGCACGCUGCACGAAGCCAUCAAAGAGGUGAAGUCUCUGGUGGAUACGCAAGUCGACGGCAACGUUCUCAGCAUUUGGCUGCUGGCAGAGGUGGAUCACUGGAAUAACGAGAGAGAACGUCUCGCGAUCAUCACCGACAACUUCCUGCUGCUCUUCAAGUACGACUUCGUCAUGUUCAGAUGUGAGCAGAUCCAAAAGAUCCCACUCAACUUUGUGGACCGCCUCUGCUACGGCACCUUCACCUUCCCGAUGACAUACCUGCUUCAGCGUGACGGCGAAGGCUUGCGUGUCUUCUGGGACCGACUGAGGGAGCCGUCCUUCACCUCCUGGUGGAACCCCUUCGCCACCGACCUGCCCUACGUCACCUUCACCUCCCACCCUGUGAGGCACCUCAGCGAGGCCUUCUCUUCCAUCUGCAAUAUUCAGAACUUCCGCGAGGAGCUCAAAGGAGCGGCGCAGAAAGCCCACAAGGAGAAGCCGGUCCCCGGGAAGGCCAACGGCGUUCUGGUCCUGAAGCAGUCCAUCCACAUCCAAGCUUACGUGGGCCUCAUGUCUUUCUUAGGGAACACCAACAAGCUGGGUUACUGCUUUGCUCGAGGAAACCUUGGCUUUUAGGGACUCUUUCACAUGCUUGGUGCUGUGAACUCACUAACCCAACUUGGAUCUCAACCCAAUCAAGCUCUCGAUUAACCCUUGGCUAUUUUCCCAGCAAGCCUCUAAAUAAUGUGCCGUAUUCUCUUCAGCGUGACACUUGACUCAUCUUCCUGCUUCUAUGAUAAUCCCUCGCUCUCACAACACCACGCUUGCCUUCCUCCCUCGGUGUUUCCGUUCAAAGAUCCUCGGCGCCCCACGCAGCCUCUAAGAGAUGCACGUUUGUAUACUUUGUUGUGUUUAUUUUUACACAACUCAUGCAUUGGUGACAGCGCUAUUUGUGGCUUCAGGUUGGCUCCUGUCUGCUUUUUUUGCGUUUAUUAAAUGAUCGUUCACGUGUUGCAA